GGUCUUCACAGCCACCACAACUGCCGGUGGCUUUGAAUCUGCGCUUUCAGACCCAUUGACGGUGCAGUACGUGCCUCCAGGUACUUACACAAUGAAUGCUGCAGUCAGUGGACGGACAUCAACGGAGGUGUCUAUCACAGGCAGUACGCCGUCGCAAAUGAAUCGCUUCUUGACGUACACUGUCAUGGACGGGAGCAAUCAACCCAUCACCGGUACUGCUGCAUCAGACGGGUCGGGCCAAUUUGCCUUUUCGUUUACAAGCACAAGCGCAGGCUCUGUACGGAUCGACGGAUUUGACAUUGCUGGUAACCCCAUGCAGACUUCAGUGGUCUACAGUGCUUUCGUUGCACCUUCUACCACAAGCUCUUCGUCAGCACCGCCAUUGACGAGUGCGCCCCUCAGCCUUGUUAACUCGUCGACCAGUACUCAAAUGACUAAUCAAACCACGGCUCAAACACUAUCUCGACCCUCGACAGUGCUAAACAUCACUGCAACAGCGGUCCCAUUCAUGAGCUCUGCCUCUCAACCGGGCAUCGGAAGCAUUGCACCCAUCCCCGCCUCACCUACGACCGUCACAAGUACUGUAACAACGACGGUGCAUGGUCCAACGCAGACUGUCGUGGCCCUUCGACUUUUCGUCAAUGGCCUCCCGAUCCUGGACGCUGAAGACAAGAGUCUCACAGCAGGCAGUGGACGGGUCACUGUGAUUGUGUCGAUUGGCAAGGUAUUGAUUGCUGUUUCCGUCGAUAGUGUUGGACCUGCCAUUGCUGCCAUCAUCUCUGGAGGACCUUCUCUGGAUGGACUGGCACCUACUAUCGUCUCACUCAUCGUGGUCAUGAUUCCUGCCAUCAGUGUGUCCAGUAGCUCCAAUGUUACCACCACGACAACCGUGCAAGGCUUUAUGACUGUCGUCACUGGUAUUGCUGGAGUGGCCCCUGGUGUCGACACUAUUCCAGCUACUACUGUUGUUACCACACAGACAGUCCUUGUCACUUCACUCGGCUCAUCUGUGCCGACCGUCUUGCCAGUUGUGGGUAUCGCUGGAGGCAUAGGCGCUGUUGCCCCAGAUUCUCAAGAUUCUGGUACCUAUGUUGCAGCUGGCCCCGUUUUGACAAGUGUCGUGUCCAGGCCAAGCCCAAGUUCUGCGACACCAACAACAAGUGAGCCAGCUAAGACGACAAUUGCUGUGCCAGCAUCUCUUGGAGGCGCCGAGCGAUGCUCAUCUGCCAUGUUUGCAGGUAUUUUAGCUUUGGCGUCCUUGCUGCUUAUCUACAAGUAGAAGCCAUAGCGGAGGAUCAUAUGAGUGUAACAUAUCAGCUCAGAACUCUGCCCAUCUGAAGUCUGUAGCUCUGCACGUGCUUUGCGGCCUAAUCUCGCUCGGCUAAAGUCUGAUCUUGGCUCAUUGCUCAUUGUU
Molecule: messenger RNA, 1414 nt
Organism: Protomyces lactucae-debilis
Lineage: Eukaryota; Fungi; Ascomycota; Taphrinomycetes; Taphrinales; Protomycetaceae
Exons: 1
Coding region: 92-1279 (395 amino acids)
Source: RefSeq, a predicted model, not a curated record